GCGGGGCUGGCAGCAGGGGCGUGGCUUGAGGCAGAGACAUCCCCAGACUCGAGGAGGAAACGAGGCGGCGCGAGCUUCGCGCGGGGGCUGGGCCUGCGGCGCAUGGCGGGGCGCGAGCGGCACGCGGCCGGGGACGGGCCCGAGUGACGUCACGCGCCGGCGGCCCGCCCCCUCGCGCCUCCCGUCGGCCCCGCCCCCUCGCGCCUCCCGUCGUCCCGCGCUCUGUGGAGACGCCAAGAUGGCGGCGAGUCAGUACUUCGGCUUUUCGCAGGGCGCCGGCCCGCAGUACAGCGCCCCGCCUCCCGCGGCCUCUCCGCUCCCUGCUGCCGGAGCCAGCGUCGCCGCGCAGCCUGCUCCUGGAAUGGGCGCCGCCGUGACCCCGACGUUUCCCGAGGCCGCCCAGCCGCCCAGGCCCGUCACCCCGGCGGAGUGUGGUGGGUACCAGCCCGACUCCGGCCAGGACUUCAGCUACGGCGGCCAGGAGCCCGCCCCGGCGCCCUCCUCCCAGGACAGCUCUGGACCGUCAGCAGCCGCCGGUAGCCUUGAGAACGAACGGCCUCAGCUCCCUGCGGCAGCCCCGCUGGGUCAGCCAGGGCCAAGCUACCCAGGCUGUGAUGCGGCGGAACCCUCAGCAGCCAGUCCUCACGAUCCUCCACCGCUGCCCCAGCAGAUGCAGCCCUCCCCACUCCCAAAGCCCGAGGACUCGUCCCCGGAGGCCGGCUCAGGCAGCAGUCCGGGGGCCAGUCCUGGCGACGGCUUCGCCAAGAAGUCCCCGGCUCCUGCCAAGCCGCUGAGAGCCAGGGCCCGGCCCCGGCAGACCCGGCUGCACUACUGCAACGUCUGCAAGAUCAGCUGCCCUGGGCCCCAGACCUACCGUGAGCACUUGGAAGGGCAGAAGCACAGGAAGAAAGAGGCGGCUCAGAACCUGGGCGUCUGGUCCCGCGGCAGCCUGCGCGGGGUGCAGGCCCAGCUGCACUGCGACCUGUGUGCUGUGUCCUGCACUGGUCCGGAGGCCUACGCCGCCCACAUCCAGGGCGCCAAGCACCGCAAGGUCUUCAAGCUGCACACCAAAUUGGGGAAGCCCAUCCCCCACAUAGAACCAGUGCCGGAGACCUGCAGCUCGGCCCCCGCCACCUGCACCAGCGAGCAGGCCCCCGCCACCACGGAGAGCCCCCCCGCCAGCCCCAGCAGCCGGCCAGAGCUGCCCGAGAAGCCAGCGGCCUCGAAGACCACUCAAGCAGGACCUCCUGAGCCGCAGGCAGCAGGCAGCAGACCCCUGGAAGGGAAAUCAGCACACCCCAAAUCAGUGGGGCCGAAAGAGCCGCCCACCCGAGGAGGCUCUGCGGAAGCUUCUGGAAGCUGCUGUGAUGCACAGCCGGUGGGCCUAGGCUUCGUGGAAGAGGUGUACAACGAGGAGGGCAAGGUGGUCCGCUUCUACUGCAGGCUGUGCGAGUGCCGCUUCAACGACGCCCACGCCAGGGACCUCCACGUGCGGGGGCGCCGACACCGGCUACAGUUCCAGAAAAAGGUGAACCCUGACUUUCCGUUGGCGAUCCAGCCCAGCAGCAGGACCCUGCGUCUGCUGGAGGAGCGCGCGCGGAGGCAGAGGCUGCUGGCCCGGAGGCAGCUGGAGGGGCUGCGGCGCUGGCACGCGGAGAUGAGAGCAAUUCCAGAGUGUUUUCUGACACGGUAUUCGAUUCACGGAAGAUCGUGGCAGCGUCUGAGCUGGGGAACGAGGCCCAGGACAGACCUGGGGCUGCGGCCGCUCGGGCGCCAAGACCUGUGCAGGAGGCAGCUAGAGGAGGAGCUGGAGGCCCAGGACGAGCACCCAGGACACUCGCCGCCCGACCAGCACCUUCCUCCCCGCAGGAGCAGGCCGGGCGCGCCCGCCGACACGCCUCUGGACCUCUCAGCCUAUGCAAGACAUGUGCACCUCUCCUCGCAGCCCACACGACGGCCGGAGUCCAGCGACGACCGGCAUGUCCUGUGCAAACACGCUGCCAUCUACCCCACGGAGGAGGAGCUCCUGGCCGUCCAGAAGGCCGUCUCCCACACGGAGCGCGCCCUCAAGCUGGUGUCCGACACGCUGGCCGAGGAGAAUUCCGGAAGCCCGGAGCAGGAGGGCAGGGAGCACAGCGGCAUCGACCCCUCUGCUCGGAUCCUGAAGGGCGUGAUGCGGGUCGGCCUCCUGGCGAAAGGCCUCCUCCUGCGGGGAGACAGGAGCGUGCAGCUGGCCCUGCUCUGCUCCCAGAAGCCCACGCACAGCCUGCUGCAGAGAGUCACGGAGCAGCUGCCCCAGCAGCUCCCGAUGGUGACGGAGGACAAGUACGAGGUCUCCUCCGACCCUGAGGCCAACAUCGUCAUCUCCUCCUGCGAGGAGCCCAGGAUGCAGGUCACCGUGUCCGUCACCUCGCCCCUGAUGCGGGAGGACCCCUCCGUGGAUCAAGAAGGAGUGGAGGCGCCUGAGCCCGACCCGGGAGAUGUCCUGAGCCCGGAGAAGUGCCUCAAGUCGCUGGCCGCCCUGCGCCGCGCCAAGUGGUUCCAGGCACGAGCCAGCAGCCUGCAGCCGUGUGUGAUCGUCAUCAGAGUCUUCCGGGAACUCUGCCAGCGCGUGCCCACCUGGGGCGCCCUGCCGGACUGGGCCAUGGAGCUGCUGGUGGAGAAGGCUCUGAGCAGUGCGACCGGGCCCCUGAGUCCCGGGGACGCCGUGAGACGGGUCCUGGAGUGCGUGGCCUCGGGGACGCUCCUAAUAGACGGGCCCGGGCUCCAGGAUCCGUGCGAGAGAGAGCAGACGGACGUCCUGGGGCCCAUGAGCGCCCAGCAGCGGGAGGACGUCACGGCCAGCGCGCAGCACGCGCUGCGCCUGCUGGCGUUCCGGCAGAUCCACAAGGUCCUGGGCAUGGACCCCCUGCCGCCCCCCAAGAGCAGGCCCGGGGCGCGCUUCCGGAAGAGGCUGCGGGAGGCAGCUGAGGCGGCGGAGGACGAGGGCCCGAGGAAGCGGGGCCGGCAGGGCGGGGAGGGGCCCGUGUGAGCGGCCUCGCCCCCGGACGGACCUGCUGCCGCCGAGUGGAGUGGCCGAGUCAUCCCCGGCGUUGGACACUCGGGAUUUCCGUUUGAGUAACGUUCUGUGGGUUUCCUUAAAAACACUUGUGCUGGAUCAUU
Messenger RNA from Diceros bicornis minor, 3162 nucleotides. RefSeq names its product zinc finger RNA binding protein 2 (gene ZFR2). The record is from RefSeq and is a predicted model, not a curated record. Gene Ontology annotation, cellular component: precatalytic spliceosome. Gene Ontology annotation, molecular function: double-stranded RNA binding; single-stranded RNA binding; zinc ion binding. Bases 239 to 3031 code for a protein of 930 amino acids. NCBI's taxonomy places the organism in Eukaryota, Metazoa, Chordata, Mammalia, Perissodactyla, Rhinocerotidae. The transcript is spliced from 19 exons.